AUGAGUGUGCUACACUCGCUCGGGAUCCUACUCCUCCUGCUCACGGCGCCGGCGGUGGUGGCGGCACUGUCGGCGGACGGGCUUUCGUUGCUGGCCUUCAAGUCGGCGGUGAUCGACGAUCCGUCCUCGGCUCUUUCGUCGUGGUCCGACGCCGACGCGGACCCGUGCCGCUGGCUGGGCGUCACCUGCGUCAACACCUCGUCCAGCGACGGACUGCGCGUUGUCGGGGUGGCCAUCACCGGCAAGAACCUAUCCGGCUACAUCCCCUCCGAGCUUGGGUCGCUCGCGUUCCUACGCCGGCUCAACCUCCACGGGAACCGCCUGACGGGAACCGUCCCCGCCGCGCUCGCCAACGCCACCGACCUGCGCUCCCUCUUCCUCUACGAUAACCGACUCACGGGGCCGUUCCCGGCCGCGCUGUGCGGGAUACCAAAGCUGCAGAACCUCGACCUGUCGCGGAACGCCUUGACGGGCGCGCUGCCGCCGGAGCUUGGGCGCUGCAAGCAGCUGGAGCGGCUGCUUCUCGCCGAGAAUGAGUUAUCCAGCAACAUACCGGCGGCUGUCUCUGUCUGGCAGGAGAUGGUGGGCCUGCAGAUGCUGGACCUAUCGUCCAACAACCUCACCGGCGUGAUACCGAAAGACCUCGGCAAGCUCUCCGCGCUCGCCGGCACGCUUAACCUCUCCCACAACCACCUCUCCGGCGGGGUGCCCCUCGAGCUCGGUCGCCUCCCGGCCACCGUCACGCUCGACCUCCGCUUCAACAACCUCUCAGGCGAGAUCCCGCAGUCCGGCUCCCUCGCCAGCCAGGGCCCCACCGCGUUCCUCAACAACCCGGGGCUCUGCGGCUUCCCGCUGCAGGUCCCCUGCCGCGCCGCUCCUCCUCCGUCGUCGUCGUCGUCCCCACCGCCUCCGUUGUCCUCUGCCGCCGCUUCCAACGGCGGCGCGGGCGGUGCACGGCAGCCGAUGAAGACCAGCCUCAUCGUGCUCAUCUCGGUGGCCGACGCGGUGGCCGUCGCGUUGGUCGGUGUCAUCGCGGUCUACGUGUACUGGAAGGUCUGUGACAAAGACAAAGGCGACGACGACGAGUACGACGAGGAAGGGCGCGGCCUGUUCCCUUGCCCGUGCUGCAUUCGCGCCGACCCGUGCGGCGACUCGUCCUCGGAGUGCUCCGAGCACGACGGAAAGUGCAACGGUGGCGGAGGAACUGGAGGAGGAACCGGGGAGGCCGGCGAACUGGUGGCGAUCGACAAGGGGUUCAGGAUGGAGCUGGACGAGCUGCUGAGGUCGUCGGCGUACGUGCUGGGCAGGGGCGGUAAGGGGAUCGUGUACAAGGUGGUUGUGGACAAUGGCACGACGCCCGUGGCCGUGCGCCGGCUCGGCGGUGGCGCCGCGGCGCCCGAGCGGUAUCGGGAGUUCGCCGCGGAGGCAGGCGCCAUCGGGCGCGUGCGCCACCCCAACGUCGUCAGGCUGCGCGCCUACUACUGGUCCGCCGACGAGAAGCUCGUGGUCACCGACUUCAUCAACAACGGCAACCUCGCGACGGCGUUGCGCGGCCGGUCCGGACAGCCAACCCUAUCAUGGACCCUACGACUGCGGAUCGCCAAGGGUGUGGCGCGUGGGCUUGCGCACCUUCACGAGUGCAGCCCACGCCGGUUUGUCCAUGGCGAGGUCAGGCCCUCCAACAUCCUGCUGGAUGCCGACUACAACGCGCUUGUCGCCGACUUCGGCCUCACUCGCCUCCUCACCAUCGCCGGCUGCACCGACGUUUACUCCGUGGCAGGGUCCGGCGGCAUCAUGGGCGGCGCGCUACCGUAUGCUAGGCCCGCCGCUCUAAUGGACAAGUCCAGCGCGUAUCGCGCCCCUGAGGCACGCGCGCUGGGGGGCUCACAACCGCCGAGCCAGAAGUCCGACGUGUACUCGUUCGGCAUCCUGCUACUGGAGUUGCUCACAGGGAAGUCACCAGAGCAUGCCUCACCGUCCGUAUCGUCCUCGUCGGUGCCAUCCCUGCUGGGUCACAAUGGGCAGCGGGAGCUAGAGCAACAAGCUUCGGAGCUCGUGAGGUGGGUGCGGCAGGGUUUCGAGGACGUGCGGCCGCUAUCGGAGCUGGCUGAUGCCACCUUCCUGAGGGACGCCGCCGCACGGAAGGAGGUUGUCGCGGCGUUCCACGUCGCGCUAGGGUGCGUUGAGGCAGACCCGGAGUGCCGACCACGGAUGAAGGCCGUGUCCGAGAGCCUUGACAAGAUUGGGGCUUGA
Messenger RNA from Miscanthus lutarioriparius, 2253 nucleotides. Lineage: Eukaryota; Viridiplantae; Streptophyta; Magnoliopsida; Poales; Poaceae. The record is from the annotation of a GenBank genome assembly.